UUUAGUCACGUGACGAAAGAGACGCAUGGCAUGGCGUCGUUGCUGCUGUUGGUCUGUUUGUGUCAAACGAAACUCAAUUCUUUGUGCUUGUUGCUGUAAAUAAUGAGUAGAGCAUCGGACUAGAACCUCGCAGUAAGUAAGAAGAUGAAUUGAAGUCAAAAUGCAGCAGACUGGACGCAAGAAACUGGUUGAGUUAAAUCCUCAUCUGACCUGCAUGCUGUGCGGAGGAUACUUUGUGGAUGCCACGACAAUCAUCGAGUGCCUCCAUUCAUUCUGCAAGACAUGCAUAGUGCGCUACCUGUCCCUGCAUAAGAUCUGCCCCGUCUGUGAUGUUCAGGUCCAUAAGACAAGGCCUCUCGUCAAUAUCAGGUCGGAUCAAACUCUGCAGGAUAUUGUGUACAAACUUGUGCCGGGUCUGUUUAAAAGCGAAAUGCGGAAGAGACGAGAGUUUUACGCCCGGCUGCCACCCUCCGCGCGAGGCUGCAUUCCCACGUCGAGUGAAGAGCGUGGAGAUGCCAGGGGCGUUGAACGACUCAUCUUCACCCCCGAGGACCUGUUCAGUCUUUCGCUCGAAUAUUCUGCGAGGGAUGUGCUUCCAAUUCGUCCUCCCCUGCUUGGUGUCCACUCUGAGGAGGAGCAGAACUCUCCUCCUAGCAGCCGUCGUUACCUGUCCUGUCCUGGGGCAUUUACUGUUGGCCAUCUAAAAAAGUUCCUCAGGGCAAAGUAUGGUCUGGCCUCCAAUCAAGAGGUGGAUGUCAUGUAUGUGCACGACUACUUGCUCGAUGAAUAUACGCUCAUCGACCUGGCCUACAUCUACUCUUGGAGGAGGAAUGCUCCGAUGCGUCUUCUGUACCGGUUCCCCAACCUUCACGUGCCAUCCCCAGACGCCCCAGUGCCAGCAGAGGAAGGGAAAAGCAUCGUCAUCGCAACCAAGCCUUUAGAUUCCCCUGUGGAGAAAAGUUCCUGCCAGACAGCAACAUUGAACCAUACGGAUCCUCCAAAGAAAGACGUGUCUGUCAUACCUUUACCUCCUCCGCCAUCUUCGUUGCAGAAACAGCAGAUGCUGCUCUGCACUCCCCCCAAAGUUUCAAAGUUGUCCUUGAACUACAGCAAACGUAACGGAGUACUCACUUCUCCCAAUGGAGUUCGGACAAAUUUUCGCCUCAUCUUGCCCGCAACCAACAACGGUGGUGACAGAACUGAAACGCAACAGCCAAACACUGUGAAACAAGUGAACAGGACAGUGAGUGGGACACAAAAUGGCACCAGGCAGGAAGCGGAGCUUUGUGCGAAUGAAGGGCCAAAAAUGAAGCUGACCAGUUCAACGACGCAGAAAGAUCAGUGCAAGGAGACGACAUCGUGACAUUGUCGUUGGACACACAGUGUUCUGCUCAAUAGAAGGUGCUGGUUCAGUCAUUGAAGCAGAUUACAUGGAAAGCCAUCUCAAGUCACCCAAUCUGCCUUCUACAAGCAGGGUACCAAUGUUUCAGCCAUUGUGCCUUCUACAGCACAAAUAAAACAGGUGCCCAGAAUCACCUGGUGUUUUGUACACUGCACAGCUUCCUCUACACCUGCUAACCUCACGUUUGAAAUGUGUCAAGCACGAGUAUGUUCAACGAAGUAAGUCAUUAUUUAAAAAUAUUUUGUACAUACUUUGUUACUUGUCAACUAUGCACAGAUAACUUUAUUCUUGUAAAAAAAUUGUGUACAUUAAAUAUAUAUAUAUAUACAUACAUACAUAAUUAUAUUUUUGUCAGUUGUUCAUCGUUUACUGUGGCGAUGUUCUGUUGUACAGAGUCUUGUACAAAGAAAAUGAAAAAUAAAAUGCUGGCUACAGAGUUGAAAUAGUA
This is a messenger RNA of Ornithodoros turicata, 1850 nucleotides long. Its product is annotated as polycomb complex protein BMI-1-A-like. The record is from RefSeq and is a predicted model, not a curated record. Gene Ontology annotation, molecular function: promoter-specific chromatin binding. Bases 161 to 1363 code for a protein of 400 amino acids. Gene Ontology annotation, biological process: negative regulation of transcription by RNA polymerase II. Gene Ontology annotation, cellular component: PRC1 complex. The transcript has 11 exons. NCBI's taxonomy places the organism in Eukaryota, Metazoa, Arthropoda, Arachnida, Ixodida, Argasidae.